AUGCUGGCGCUGCAACCUGGAGCUGGAGGGGUCGAGUCGGCCUUACCAACUUCAACAGCCCAAGGUCCACCUUCAUCUCCAUCUCCAUCUCCAUCUCUACCUUUACCUCUACCUUUACCUCUACCUCUACCUCUACCUCUACGCAACAUUCAAAAACCAAAGCAGAUGAGCAAGUCGCACGCAAUGCACUACUGGCUCGACCAACCCCUCCGGAACGGCCAAGAACCCCACGAAUGGGAACCAGGCAACGCAGAAGAAGCGGCAGCGAACAUCGACAAGUGGUACAACGCCGGUCGUCCUUUAUAUCCCCUGGAGACCCUGCAAAGUAUUAAAGACCAACUACAGCAGCCUCUGAAACAGGGCGACUUGAUCUCCGUUAAGGGCUUUGAUGGGGAGGUGUACGAGUGGCUUGUUCGGAUUGGCGAGGUGAAGGAACGGUACGCGCGUGAUCACGACAAUGUCGACGAGGAUGGAUGGCCCAUUGAGAAUGAAGAGAAGAAGGAGGAGUGGGUGUUUUGUUCUGCGAGUAUACACUAUACUUCCUAUGAAAGCCUCAAGGACUAUUUGGAGUGGGAUACGUCGAGGGCAUACUGUCCAAUUGGAAUUGCGCACAUUAUGGUUCGUAAGGACCAGGAGGCUGAGGCUGUCAGUCAUGUUGAUGUCGAGGCCGGAUUGGGGUCGUUCAGGGGCAUUUUGGAUGAAUGGGAAGGGGGGGAUACAUGGCGCGAAAUCAAGUCUACGCUGUUGUCCCUGGGCCUCCGCUGCAAGAUCCCCAAGGUGAUAGGUAUGGCUUGCGGGAGAUUUACAGCAAGUACAGGGUACGAAGAGUGCAAGCGGUCUGCAGUGCAACAUGCAUUCUUGGUACUGCUCAAAAGGGCUCUACAAGAGAGUGACCUGGGACCUGCAGAGGUCGCUUGCUACGCCCAAGAUCCUGCAUACUCUCAGACAGACCAGGCAGUGAUGAAGGAAUCAGGAAUCGACGUGGUAGAUGACCCAGAGGGCUUCCUACAGAUGGAUGACAACUCUCUCGUCUUCUGCUGUGGUCCCAAUAUCUGCGUGAAGCAGAUAAUGGCGGAUACGGCGCGUCCCUCCAUCAUUAUCUGGUGUGCUGUGAAAGAGGACAAUCCAAAGUAUAGCUCCACUGAUCCGAAUUCUUCACGCGUCCACAAGAUGGUCGAGUCGUAUGAUAGGCUUGAAUUUCCUGACGAUCCCGACAAUAAUUUCACUACUAUGGCGAUAUAUGUAAAGAAGGAGUCUCGCGUGGUCAAACCGGACUGA
Aspergillus puulaauensis is the source of this 1278-nucleotide messenger RNA. Its product is annotated as SRR1 family protein. The coding region runs from base 1 to 1278 and encodes 425 amino acids. The record is from RefSeq and is a predicted model, not a curated record. The transcript is spliced from 2 exons. Lineage: Eukaryota; Fungi; Ascomycota; Eurotiomycetes; Eurotiales; Aspergillaceae.